AUGAAACAAAGAAGUGUAAUUCUAGAAAGAAUCGAUCAACAACUGGUACAUCAAAUGGAAUUUGAAAAUAAUUAUUGGAAGAAUAUUCUUAAGCGUGUAGUUGCUGUGGUUAAGGCGUUAUCAUCAAGAGGUUUGUCUUUCAGAGGUGACACAAAUCAGAUAGGUUGUUCAAAUAAUGUUAAUUUUUUGAUGGCAAUUGAACUGAUUGCUGAAUUUGAUGUGGUUCUUUCAGAACAUAUUAAAAAAUAUGGCAACCCCGGAAAAGGCAAUACAUCAUAUUUGUCAUUCCAUACGUAUGAGCAAUUCAUUUUAUUAAUGGCAGAAGAUGUAGUAAAUAAUAUUAUUCAAGAAGUCAACAAAGCACGCUAUUUCUCAAUUUCUAUUGAUUCUACCCCAGAAAUUUCACAUACUGACCAACUUUCAUUUAUAAUUCGUUAUGUAAACGAACAUGGUCAACCAGUUGAACGCUUUUUAUGUUUUAUUAAUAACAUUGGACAUAAAUCUCAAGAAAUGAUGGAAGCAGUUAUUCAUAUAUUCAAAAAGUACAAUUUAAACACAAAUUACUUAAGAGGCCAGUCUUAUGAUAAUGCAUCGAAUAUGUCUGGUAUCUACACUGGCUUACAGGCAAGAAUUAAAUCAAUUAAUUCACUUGCUGAUUUUGUACCAUGCUCAGCACAUUCGCUUAAUUUAGUUGGAAAAAAUGCAGCAAGUUGCUGCCAUGAUGCAAAUGAAUUUUUUAGACUUCUACAAAACCUUUAUUCAUUUUCCACUAUUACUACACGCCGUUGGAAAAUUCUUAAUGUGUCACUCAAAAGUCUUUCCGAAACUAGGUGGUCAGCAAGAGACGAUGCGUGUAAGUCGCUAAACAAAAAUUGGUGUUUGGUUUUAAGGGCAUUAACUACAAUAUCUGAAGAUAAAAGUGUAAAUGUUUCAACUUGCUGCGAAGCAAAAGGUAUUUUGAAAAGUAUAAAAACCUUAAAAACAUCUUUUAUGUCAAUAUUUUGGGGAGACAUAUUAGAACGGUUUAAUUCAUGUAGUAAGAAACUACAAUCAAUUCAAAUUGAUUUGGGUAUUGUAGUAGAAAUUUACCAGUCAUUGAUAGGUUUUGUUCAUGAUAUUAGGUGUGAUGACAUGUUUAAUGAUUACAAAGCUCGAGCAAUUGAAAAAUGUGGCAUUUCAAGUUUAAAUACAAAACCUAAUCGUAAAAAAAAACGUAAGAGGUUUUUUGAUGAAGGCAACAGUGAAGAAAAUGUCAUUGAAGAUGAAUUUGAAAAUUUUAAAGUAAAUACUUAUUUUAUGAUAUUAGACCAGAUUAAAUCUGAUUUAGAAAAAAGGAAAAUUGCCUAUGACAAUUUAACUUCAAAGUAUAAUUUUUUUUAUCACAUGUCAGAAUUAACACCUGCUGAAGUUAAAAAAAAUUCUGAUUCAUUGCAAAAUAUAUACAAAAACGAUUUAGGAUCCUCAUUCUCUAUAGAAUGUGUGCAUUUCCAAAGUCAUAUAAAAGUUUAA
Messenger RNA from Aphis gossypii (cotton aphid), 1509 nucleotides. RefSeq names its product zinc finger MYM-type protein 1-like. The record is from RefSeq and is a predicted model, not a curated record. Bases 1 to 1509 code for a protein of 502 amino acids. The transcript has a single exon. NCBI's taxonomy places the organism in Eukaryota, Metazoa, Arthropoda, Insecta, Hemiptera, Aphididae.